Hypanus sabinus (Atlantic stingray) is the source of this 3288-nucleotide messenger RNA. RefSeq names its product double PHD fingers 1 (gene dpf1). NCBI's taxonomy places the organism in Eukaryota, Metazoa, Chordata, Chondrichthyes, Myliobatiformes, Dasyatidae. The record is from RefSeq and is a predicted model, not a curated record. Gene Ontology annotation, cellular component: nBAF complex. Gene Ontology annotation, biological process: nervous system development. The transcript has 10 exons. The coding region runs from base 43 to 1107 and encodes 354 amino acids.
GGCUCCCCCCACAGCCUGGGCGAGGAUUUCUACCGCGAGGCGAUGGAGCACUGUCGGAGUUACAACGCCCGGCUGUGCGCCGAGAGGAGCAUGCGGCUGCCAUUCCUCGACUCACAGACGGGCGUCGCCCAGAACAACUGCUACAUCUGGAUGGACAAGACCCACCGAGGGCCAGGCUUGGGCCCAGGCCAGUUGUACACCUACCCGGCCCGUUGUUGGCGCAAGAAACGACGUCUGAACAUCUUGGAAGAUCCACGACUUCGGCCCUGUGAAAUUAAACUCGAUACAGAGGUGACCCUGAAGAAAGAGGGAUUACUCCCGGAGGGGCCUGCCCUGGAGGCUCUCCUCUGCGGGGAGACAGUGGAGAAGAAGGCGGAGGCGAAGGACGAGGAGAGCAUCAGUGAAUGCCAGAGAAUCUUGGCUAGUGACUUCCCUCAUGAGAUCGAGGUGGAUGAUCUGGAGGAGGAUGCGCCGAAGCGGAAAAGUAAAACCAAAGGGCGAACCUGUGGAAUCGGAGGCAUGAGGAAAAGGCAGGAACCAACUUCGCUGGAGGACAGGGACAAGCCAUACGUUUGCGACAUCUGCGGGAAGCGGUACAAGAACCGGCCGGGGCUGAGCUACCAUUACACCCACACUCACCUGGCCGAGGAGGAGGGCGAGGACGAGCUGGAGCGACACACACUUCCCUUCCACCGCAAGAACAACCACAAACCCAGGAAAGCUCCCGAUGGAAGCAUCAUUCCGAACACCUAUUGCGAUUUCUGUCUGGGUGGGACUUCUGGGAACAAGAAGACAGGGUUUCCUGAAGAUCUCAUUUCCUGUGCGGAUUGCGGGCGUUCCGGUCACCCCUCGUGCCUGCAGUUCACGGUCAACAUGACAGCGGCGGUGAGGACCUAUCGCUGGCAAUGCAUCGAGUGCAAGUCCUGCAGCCUCUGCGGCACCUCAGAGAACGAUGAUCAGUUACUGUUCUGUGAUGACUGUGAUCGAGGCUACCACAUGUACUGCCUGAGCCCUCCAAUGUCGGAACCUCCAGAAGGUAGUUGGAGUUGCCAUCUGUGCUUACAGCAGCUGAAAGAGAAGGCCUCGGCCUACAUUACCCUAACCUAAGAGGACCCACACUUGCUGGCAAAUCUGCGCUGACCGGGGAUGUCAUGCCUCGGUCAUCUCCAGCCCAGAACGUGGCCACAUUCCAGAAGCACGACACCAACUGUUGUAAGAUAGCGACCCUUGGCCCAAAGACUCCACAAUGCUGCUUCUCGGGGCAACGUCUAUCCUUGUACUCUGAUCUUAAACGUGUGUUUUACAGACAUUGACAUUUUACUGGGGAUUUGCUUUCACUCUGCCUUCACACUGAGAACUUUCCAAGAGACGGCGGGAAGAUAGCGAGAGAGCAGAGCGAUCAAAGGACCCAGUUCUGGCCGUCCGCAGAGCCAGCGGUUGGAUUUCUGCCUCGGACUAGGAGUGGACUGAUGGGACACCGACCCCUCCUCUGUCCUGGCUUCUGAGGUGCCCUGAUCUUCUGGUUGUGAUGGACCGAUCCCACUGGGGGCGGCAGUUGGAUCGAGAGCCAGAUCGACUCCCUCGUUCCUCCCCCUCCCAGCAAACCCUCAGUGCAAACGGGAGUUGCUUGUAAAAAAAAAUGCAUGGCGUGAUGUAGAUGUUGUACUCUUCCCAUCCCCGCCCCCCCAAAUGGCUGCAAGGAAAGAGAGAUGAGGCCAUGGGAGGAGUGGAGAUGAAAUCUUGUUGCAUUUGGACCAGAGACCAAUUCACCUCAGAUUAUGGGGUCAUGACCCCGAGUGGACCCUUCAGUGAGGUUGAUUCUAUGACUGGGCGUUGGUCAGACAUUAUGGUGCCUCUCCCAUUCAGACGUCUGUCCUGCAGAAGAUGUGGAGAUACUUUAUCGGAAGCUGGUGACGGAUCCAGUCUCCUACUGGGCAUGAAUGAGGUUUGAGGUCUCCACCCCUCUGGAGCCAACAUCUCCCUUCAUCUUGCGAGGAAACUUUAGGAGUCCUCGGGACUACUUUCUUAAGCUGAUGUGUGUGUUUGUUAACUGGGUGUGAUUGGGCGUGCCAGGCUCAUUGGUCAAUGCAGGUGACUGGCAUACUGAAUGAGCCAAUGAUUGCAGCUGGUCAACAGGUGCUGGGUUUUUAUUCAUUCAUAGCUCAAAUCUGAGGACACUCCGUCCAGGACGUCUGUGGAAGGACACGUGUACCGCGCCUGACGACGCUCCAAUGCGUCCCUGGCCUUGGACGGAAGUCAGGACCUGUGAUGAGAUCAGAACGUCAUGCUGCGUGUUGGGAGGGCGUCUGUCUUGUCGAGGGCUGCUGGUUCUGCUUAAACAGAAGAUCCUGAGGAUGGGGGAGGGAGGCGGUGGUGGGAAGGUGACAUUGCCCCCGGGGUAGAGCCAACCUUGUGGUCUGGGUACCCCAGCUUGAUUCCGACCUCCAGUGCUGUCUGUCUGGAGUACGCAGGUUCUCCCUGUGGCCCUGUGGGUUCCCCUGGGUGCCCUGCAGAUUGGUAGACAAAUUGGCUGCUGUAAAUUGCCUCCUGCAUGUAGGUGAGGGGGUGGGGGUGGGGAAAAUUAAAUGGGACCGGUGUAGAAGUGUGUGUGGAGGUUGUCGGGCAACACGAGGACCAUCUCCUGUUCUGUUUGACUCUGUAACCCCAUCCCCAGCCUGAAUCUUUUCUCCAAGCCCAUUACUUAACCUAGUGAAAGGCCGUUCAGCCCAGCAGCCUGUGGGGACCAUUGUCCAUCCAGCCACAUACUCCCCACUCACCACCGCUUCCUUUCAAAGUAAAUCCUGCAGUAAAAGUACCUGUGCUGUGGCAUGAAUACUUACAUUUGAGGCACUGUCCCUAAACCCUAUUGCACACGACCAUUCCCUAAACACUAUUGCACACGACCAUUCCCUAAACACUAUUGCACACGACCAUUCCCUAAACACUACUGGACAUAGGAGCAGAAUUAAGCCAUUCGCUCCAUCGAGUCUGCUCUGCCCCCUCCAACAUGGCUGAUUUAUUUUCCCUCUCGUGCCUUCUCUCUGUAACCUUUGAUGCCCUGACUAAUCAAGAAAUUAUCAGCCUUUGCUUUAUAUAUACCCAAUGAAUUGACCUUUUAACUCCUUUCAAUUUUAGACGAUCUUAAUUUCCAAUGCCACCUCAAAAUUACCUCAUUGUAUUUAUUUACAGGCAGGAUCAUUGAGCUUGCUGGCAUUUAUUGCCCGUCCCUAACCGACUCCAGGAAGGUGGCAGUGAUCUGUUGAUAUUCUGCACCCUUGUAGAGAGGAC